This is a messenger RNA of Aphis gossypii (cotton aphid), 3482 nucleotides long. It is a transcript of the gene GlcAT-I, whose product is annotated as galactosylgalactosylxylosylprotein 3-beta-glucuronosyltransferase I. The record is from RefSeq and is a predicted model, not a curated record. Gene Ontology annotation, molecular function: galactosylgalactosylxylosylprotein 3-beta-glucuronosyltransferase activity. Lineage: Eukaryota; Metazoa; Arthropoda; Insecta; Hemiptera; Aphididae. Gene Ontology annotation, biological process: carbohydrate metabolic process; chondroitin sulfate proteoglycan biosynthetic process. The coding region runs from base 241 to 1251 and encodes 336 amino acids. The transcript has 8 exons. Gene Ontology annotation, cellular component: Golgi membrane.
AUCAACUAUCUAGACCUCUUUGAAUCACUAUAAAAUAUUACCUAAUAGUAUUUGAUACUACUAUUAUAGUACUAUACAACAAUGAACAAAAUCAUGAUCAAAACCAAUAACCAAUUAUGACAGUGAUGGUUUUUUUAAUUUACUCCAGAAUUCCUCCAAAAUAAUAUAAUAAAAGGCUGACAUUAAAUAGUUAAUAGUCACAGUUAUUUCGACAAAUUCAAAUGUUACGAUUCAAUUAAAAUGAGUAAUUUUAAUUCUAAAUAUAAAUUUGUGGACAUGUUCAAUAAAAAAAGAACAUUAUUUUAUUUUGGUAUUUUUACAUUACUAAUUUUUUGGUUCAUUGGAAUUCGAAGUAGAGAUGCAUCACAAUAUCAAAUUUUAAAACAGGCAUUGGAACACACUAAAGAAGAAUUAAGAAUCAGUUCUAUAAAUUACAAUAUUUUAAAAAAAAGAUUUGAAAGUAUAUGUGAUAAAUGGCAACCAAACAUUCCAAUUAUAUAUGCCAUCACACCUACCUACAAAAGACCUGUACAAAAAGCAGAACUAACAAGAUUAUCUAACACUUUUCGUCUUGUAAAUAAUUUCCACUGGAUUAUUGUUGAGGAUUCUGAAAUGAAAACGUCACUCGUAGCCAAUUUGCUGAUUAAAAGUAAUUUAAAUUACACACACUUAGCCAUAGGAACACCAGCUGAAUGGAAAAGAAAAUUAAAAGAACCUAAAUGGAAGAAACCUAGAGGAGUUAAACAAAGAAAUAAAGCUUUAGAAUGGUUAAGAAAUAACAGAGCUAAUGAAAAUGAUGAAGGGAUAAUUUUUUUUGCUGAUGAUGAUAACACAUAUAGUGUUGAUUUAUUUAAUGAAAUGAGAACAGUAAAAGGUGUUGGUGUAUGGCCAGUUGGUCUUGUUGGUGGUCUUUUAGUAGAAAAACCAUUAAUAAAUAUUAAAGGUAAAGUAAUUGGUUGGAAUAGUGCUUGGAGACCAGAACGACCAUUUCCUGUUGAUAUGGCAGGUUUUGCCAUUAAUUUAAAACUUUUACGUAAACGUCCGAAUGCUGCAUUUUCAUGGGAUGUUAGUCGGGGUUUCCAAGAAAGUGCCAUACUUUCACAGGUAACCACUGUAGAACAAUUGGAGCCUAUGGCAGAUAAUUGUACAAAAGUUUAUGUAUGGCAUACCAGAACUGAAGAACCAAUAUUAAAAGCAGAAGAAAAACUUAAAAACCGCGGACUACGAUCUGACAUGAAUAUUGAGGUUUAAUCUCAAUCAGUGAUGCAAAAAACAAGGUGUUUUCUAUAUGCAUACAGUAAGACCUCUUUAUAACAGAUCCUUUAUUAGACGAAAUCCUUCUUAUAGCAGAAAAUGACAAUAAUGCCUGUUAAAAAAUAUAUUACAUAUAAUUCUACCUCCCUAUUAUAACGGAAAAAAUUGUUGGUCCCAAGCGAUUUUUUAUAGAGAGGUUUUGCUGUAAUUAUUUUAGUCUAUCAUUAAUCUUGAAAGACUAGCUGCUCAAAGGAGAAAUUAAAAACCAAUUUAUGCUUUUACUAUUCAAAAUUAGUUGUUGCAUAAAUAAAAUGACUUAUUAGUUAAUGACUCAUAACUAACAAAUAUGAUUGAAACAAUGAUUAAAUUAUAAAUUAUUUACAUUUAAUCAUCAAAUAAAGUGAAAACAAUUUUUUUUAUCACAUGUCAUAUGUGAUUUAUUUUUUGACUUUAGUUCAAAAUAAUAAUAUUUAUUAAAAUAUAUUUAAAUGUUUUACUAUAUUUGAAUAUAAUUUUGAUAAGAAUAUAAUAAUUUAUAUCUUUUUAUCAUUAAACAAACUAAAAAACAAAAAAAAAAUAUUCCUACUAUAAUAAAUUAUUGAUAAAUUGACUUUUACUACAAAAUAUUUAUAACUUGAAACUAAUACAAUUUUGUAAAUAAAUUAUAGAAAUGAAAAAUAAGUACUUAUUAUAUUUAUAUAUUUUUUAUUUUUGACGAUUUUUGUGCCAUUUGAAUAACCUUGAAUUAAUUUUUAUUUUAUCAUAAAAUUGUAAAAGUUUUGAUUGUAUGUACCUACACAUAAAAUAUAUUUAGAAAAAACUGUCUAAUUAUCAUUAAAAAUCAAAAAAAAAAAGUCAAAUAAUAUUAGGAAUUUUAUAAUUUUGUAAAAUAUUGUCUUCUCUCUUUAUGAAGUUUUCCUUUAAUUUGAUAAAUAAAAUGUAUCCCUACUUUUUUAUUUAAUAUACCACAUUCUAUAUAAUUAUGUACACAUACACUAAUUAUUUUUAUUUUAUUUGUGUUGUAUUUAAUGAAAUGUAAUGUCCUUAAAACAGUGCUCAAAAGUAUAGAAAAGAUUAUUUUUUUAAUAAGAAAUUAUAUAAUAUAUAAAUUAAGUUAUGUAAAAACCAUAUUUUUAUAACAAUUGAAUGUACCUAUUUAUGUUGAUAAAUCAAAUAACUAUGUAAAAAAAGGUAUAGUCAUGAUUUUAAAAUUAGUAAUUAAUAAUACUUAAAAUUUGAAUAAAUAUAAAGUAGGUUUAUUUUAAAAUUGAUGUUAAUUAAAAGAAGUUUGACAAAUUGUAUUAAAUUUUACUCAUAAUGAAAGUAUAAUAUUGAUUAGAAAUUAAUGAUCCUAUUAAUUUUAAUCAGGUUUAUAUUGAAAAUAAUAAGUUUAAGAACUCCCUUAUAUUACAUGAUAACAAUAAUAUUUAUUUAAUUUUUCGUUAAUCAUUAAAAAACAACAAUUUUUUACUAAGCAAUUAUAAAAAUGUUUAAUUUUUACAAUUUAAAUUUAAACUAAUAUUUUGUAUUUUGUAUCAUAGCAAAUUUUGUUCUAGUUAAGAUAAACAUAUUAUAUAAUUGAAGUUAAAAAUUAUUUUAUUUAUAUCAUACUAAUCCAUUAUAUUAUCAUUCAACCGUCCUUUAUUAUUUUGUUUAUAUUCAAUUUAAAUUAUAAAAAUUUUGUGAUAUUUUAAAAUGUUUAAAUACCAUGACAUUUUAUUUUAAAUAUAGUUACCUAAUCAUAUUUUUUAUACAUUUAAUCAUAUGUGUUUAUCAAACAAUAUUAUUUUGAUAAUUUUAUAUCUUAAUUUUUAUAAGAUUAAUUUAUCUAAAUUUAAAAGUAAUAAUACCAGCGUAAUAUAAUUUAUUGUAAAAUAACAUACAUUUAUAAAAUUUUUAUACUUAAGUAUUAAUGUUUUUAAAGUUUAAAAAUAUCAUUAUUUAUAUAUUUAUUUUAUAGUAUGUACCACUAGAAAUAUUUUUAUGGGUUUGUAUUUUAUGUAUUUAGUACUUAUUUUAGUACCUAUCCAUUUUUAUUUUAUCAACUAUGUAGCUUCAGCUUCAUUGAUGGUUUUCAGAUGGUUUGUUAAUGGACAAUUGACGGUCGUUUGUACCUCAUUAUACCAGUUGUUGAUUAUUGUCUAUAAUAUAGACAUAUUACAUGUAAUAAUAUGUUUACUCUAAGGAAAUUAUUAUUUAUUUAUAAAAUAAAAAUUAUUUAAAUUUUA